AUGAACAGUAUACGACUUCUUGGUGUCCGCUCAUUCAAUGGCUCAACCACUCAAAUAAUACCUCGCCGUACCUUGGUUAAUACUGGUUCACGAGUCCGUGGGAUGCUCAGGGAUCCUGCUGAUUAUUUGGUGUCCUCCAGUGGACGUCGGUACCCUGAGAAUGCCACUGGAAUGGCCCCAAUCAUCUCUAACUUGAAGAACUACUUAUCCCAGAACUCUGUGGAAGGGAUCGAUGACAAAGUAUUGCUACAAGUCUUGACCCACAAGUCUUUUGCUCAUGGUAAAAAGCCAUUCAAUGAAAAAUUAUCUGUCUUUGGGGUCCAUUUGUUGAAAGAAAUCUCUGCAAUUCACUUGAUUGAAUCCGAAGCUUCUGAAGGCGCUUCUGUGGAGGGAUUGAAUGUUGAUGUUUUGGGUGGUACUUUAUCAAAGAGAUUGUUACACAAGAGUGUGCUUGCACAAUUUACCAGACUUAAUAUCCCAGGAAUUGAAAAGGAUAUAUUCUGGAGAAAUAGAAACUUAAUGAUCACCGAUCCAGCCGUUAAUGGUGAGAAUGUGGUAUUAUUCGAUACUAUUCUCGCCACCGUGGGCGCAGUUAACUUGAUAAAGGGUAAAGGAGUUGCCUCUGAUUUUAUUGGAAAAGCGAUUUUAUCAGGAGAGAAUUCAUUAGUCGAAUUGGCAAAGGCCACUAUAUCUAAACCUCAGGAGAAUAAGAGCGAAUAA
Molecule: messenger RNA, 720 nt
Organism: Saccharomycopsis crataegensis
Lineage: Eukaryota; Fungi; Ascomycota; Saccharomycetes; Ascoideales; Saccharomycopsidaceae
Gene: MRPL15
Product: mitochondrial 54S ribosomal protein mL57 MRPL15
Exons: 1
Coding region: 1-720 (239 amino acids)
Biological process (GO): RNA processing; mitochondrial translation
Cellular component (GO): mitochondrial large ribosomal subunit
Molecular function (GO): structural constituent of ribosome; ribonuclease III activity
Source: RefSeq, a predicted model, not a curated record